Candida albicans SC5314 is the source of this 2154-nucleotide messenger RNA. RefSeq names its product Faa2-1p (gene FAA2-1). NCBI's taxonomy places the organism in Eukaryota, Fungi, Ascomycota, Pichiomycetes, Serinales, Debaryomycetaceae. The coding region runs from base 1 to 2154 and encodes 717 amino acids. Gene Ontology annotation, molecular function: long-chain fatty acid-CoA ligase activity. The transcript has a single exon. Gene Ontology annotation, cellular component: endoplasmic reticulum; membrane. The record is from RefSeq and is a predicted model, not a curated record. Gene Ontology annotation, biological process: long-chain fatty acid metabolic process.
AUGUCAAUAUUAUUAAGAGAACCUCCAGAACAUAUUUACCAUACAAUUCAAAAACAAAAUCUUGACGCAAACCAAAUCUCGAACACUGUGGCAAUUCCAAGCUCUCAAGAACCAGGCCAUUCCCACAUUUACAGAAAUGCUUAUAAUCCUAAACAUUUGUUUUCUACUCCAUACCCUGGAAUUGACACGUUGUAUGAUACUUUUGAAUUAAGUGCCGCGGUGAAUGCCGACAAACCUUGUCUUGGUAGUAGAAUCAAAAAUAGCGACGGUACUUUUGGAGCAUACACGUUUCAAACAUACCAUGAAAUACGUGAAAGACGUAACAAUCUUGGAUCAGGUAUUUUUUACGUGUUGGAAAACAAUCCGUACAAGACUGACAGCGAUACUCAUAAAAAAUUGAGUUAUGAUUCAGAAAAGAGCAAAGAUUCAUUUGUACUUACUGUUUACUCACAUAAUCGUCCAGAAUGGGCCUUGUGUGAUUUGACUUGUGUUGCCUACUCAAUUACCAAUACUGCAUUGUACAGCACUUUGGGCCCAGAAACUAGUGAAUACAUUUUGGAAUUGACGGAAUCCCCUAUAGUUGUUUGUACAAAAGAUAAGGUUCUUGAUUUGAUCAAAUUAAAGAAAAACAACCCAGAAAAAUUACGGAAUUUAAUUGCCAUUAUCUCCAUGGACAAAUUGGAGUUGGAAGAUAACAAAUUGACUUCUUUAGCUCAUGAGAAUUCAAUCAGUUUGUUUGAUAUGGGUCAAGUUGAAAAAUUGGGGUCCCUUAACCCAUUGGCACCAAUCCCACCUAAACCUGAUGAUGUUUUCACCAUAUCUUUCACUUCAGGUACCACUGGUGCUGCACCUAAGGGGGUCGUUUUAACCCACAAAAAUUUGGUGUGUGGAAUCACUGUUCACGUUGCUGGAUUUGGGUUGGUUCCUGGACGUAUCCAUUACAGUUUUUUGCCUUUGGCCCACAUAUACGAGAGAGUUUUUCUUCAAUAUGGUUUAAUAUCCGGUAUGAAGAUUGGAUAUCCUCAGGGUCCACUGCCAACAACCUUAUUUGAGGACAUUAAGGUAUUAGAGCCAACAUUUUUGUGCUUAGUGCCAAGAGUUUAUACAAAGUUGGAGGCAGCAAUUAAAGCCCAAACAGUGGACAGUGACAAGCCCUUAAUGAAGUAUUUGUUUACAAAAGCCAUUAAUAAUAAAUUGGAGUUGCAACAACAGGAAGACCAUGUUAAUCCUAGCAAUUUGGCUUACGACUGGUUGUUGAAUCUGUUGCGGAAAAAGAUAGGUAUGAAAAAUGUGGAGCUUUUUGUUACUGGAUCAGCCCCGCUUGCAGAGGAAACUUAUUUCUUUUUAAGGGCAGCUUUGAAUUUACCACGGGGAUUCCACUCUGGUUACGGGUUAACAGAAAGUGUUAGUGGUUGCUCUGUGUCUCCUGGCCAUGCCAACAAAUUCUCGUCAGGUCCAAUUGGUGUGUCAACAGAAAUGAGAUUGAGAGACAUUCCAGAAAUGGGAUACUUUGCUAAAGAUGAAGUAGGUCCUCGUGGAGAAUUGUUAUUAAGAGGACCCCAAAUUUUCCCUCGUUACUACAAGAACCCUGAGGAAACAGCCAAAGCUUUUGACGAAAAUGGCUGGUUCUGUACAGGUGAUGUGGCACACAUUGACGCAGCUACUGGAAGAAUCAACAUUAUAGACAGAGUGAAAAACUUUUUCAAAUUGGCACAAGGGGAAUACGUCAGUCCAGAGAAGAUUGAAGGGUUAUAUUUGGCACAAUUCCCUUAUAUCUCUCAAUUGUUUGUCCAUAGUAAUUCAUUACAAACAUAUCUUGUUGGUGUUGUAGGGUUAGAUCCAACAACCAUUGCCAGUUACAUCAAGAAGAGAUUUCAUGAUAAGAUUGAAAAAGAGGCAGAUAUUCUCCAGUUUUUGAACUCUCCUCAGAAUAAAAAGAUUAUGUUACAAGAUAUGAACAAGGUCAUUGCUAAGGAGUUGCAAGGUUUUGAAAAAUUGCAUAAUAUCACAGUUUCUUUUGAGCCUUUGACAGUUGAAAAGGGUGUCAUUACACCAACAAUGAAAAUCAGAAGACCAAUUGCUGCCAAAUACUUCCAAAAUGAGAUUGAUCAAAUGUAUGAAGAAGGCUCUUUGGUGAAGAAUGGAGCUUUAUAG